Fopius arisanus is the source of this 1235-nucleotide messenger RNA. RefSeq lists its product as uncharacterized. Bases 186 to 1235 code for a protein of 349 amino acids. The record is from RefSeq and is a predicted model, not a curated record. NCBI's taxonomy places the organism in Eukaryota, Metazoa, Arthropoda, Insecta, Hymenoptera, Braconidae. The transcript is spliced from 11 exons.
ACGAUGUCAAAGACUUUUUAUGGAUAUUUUAAAGUCUUUCUAAAAUUUCACUUCCUUGAAUAAUGAAACAGUUGAAACAGAAUUGCUAAGCUCAGCAGCAAAAUAUUUUUGAUUAACAACACCAGUGUGAUGUCCGCCAGUGCAUAAAUCAACAGAAAAGCGAACCAAUUCUAUGGAACUUUUUUAUGAUGAAUUAUUCUAAACUAACUGGGGAAAGUCCAUUGAAUUUAUUAUAUAAAUUGAACGAAGAAGAACUCACGAAAAUCACAGAUGAAACCGUCAAGCAAGCUGAAAAAUUGAAAACAAAAACACAAUUCUUCACUGCAGUGGAGCUAAAUGCGAUAGUUGAUUUUAUGAUUAACCACAAAGAGUUCGCUCGAAAUGGUAAUAUUGGACCUCAAGCAGUGAAAUUAUCAGGAAAGCUGUGGGUGCUGCUGACACGAGACGUGAGUAACUGUGGUAUCCAAAGAACCGUCACACAAGUAAUCAAUGCAUGGUCCAGGUUGAAAAAAAAAGCCCUAGCUGAACAAGCCGAUCGCGUAAAAGCCCUCAAUAAGACGGGAAAUGUAACUAGAACCAGCCCUUUGUCAGAGUUAUCUGCUAAGGUUUUGUCAGUCAUUGGUACCAGUAGUGGCUUGUCAUUAUCAAAUGGUCAAGCAGGGCUAAAAAAACAGGAAAACAGCCACGUGAUUCUGAGUACUCCUAAGCAAAAACGCCUGGAUAAUACCCUCAUGACAAAAGACGCAUUUCGUCAACAAAAUUUCGAAAAACUUACUACAACGACAGCUGAAAGCAACCAACACUUGAAAGAAUCCAAUAGAUUGAUGUCUGAAGCCAUUCACGUCUUCAUUGGAAUUCGAAACGAAUUACGGGAACAAAAUAAACUUAAAAGAAUGGAGCUUAAACUAAAAUAUAAUAGAACAAAUGCUACAGCUGACGAUAAGAAAAUCAUCGGACCUCAUUAUAACGCGCAAUAUCUGAAUGUGAUGAGGAAUAAGGAGAAUGAAAGAGAGAAAGAAAGAUCUGAAACAAGACUUUCACUUGAUAAAUUGGAGGAUGAUUUUGUAACCAAUUCGUCUGAUAAUCAAUCUCCUGACAUUGAAAAAGUGGAUGAACACGUGCAUGCAGGCAUGGAAACUGACUAUAAUGACAACGAUGAUCCUGGUGUAGACUACCAAUAUUAUGUGGAAGACUUGGACUUUGAAGAUCUCCAAAAUGAAAAUUAUUAUAAAUAA